Alosa alosa (allis shad) is the source of this 4689-nucleotide messenger RNA. It is a transcript of the gene epha6, whose product is annotated as eph receptor A6. The coding region runs from base 482 to 3439 and encodes 985 amino acids. Gene Ontology annotation, cellular component: neuron projection; plasma membrane. The record is from RefSeq and is a predicted model, not a curated record. NCBI's taxonomy places the organism in Eukaryota, Metazoa, Chordata, Actinopteri, Clupeiformes, Clupeidae. The transcript has 20 exons. Gene Ontology annotation, biological process: protein phosphorylation; axon guidance; cell surface receptor protein tyrosine kinase signaling pathway. Gene Ontology annotation, molecular function: transmembrane-ephrin receptor activity; ATP binding; protein binding.
UCGUGACGGGGUGCGCGAGCUGUCCCAUGUUUUUUUCCGUGGAGGAGAGGAACGUACGCGUACAGCGAAAUAUCCCGGGAGUAAAAGUUCCUCCUAUCACGGUUCAGCUAGCGGGACACUGAACCACUGACCAACAGCGGAGCGGCUGGAGAAGGUUUUGUAUGUAAUUGUUUACUCUAUUUCUCAUAAGGGACUCGAACCGGCCUCGCUUCAUCAUCUGUGCCGAGGAUGUACAAGACUGCGCGCAGCUUCGCGUGACUCAAGUUUAUCAGGUGGGAUCCGGAGCUGCGCGUGAUGGAUUGGUGCUGGAGCUGCUACCUUCUCGCGCCAUCGGAGUGCGGAAAGAGAGCGAGCUGACUGGCUCGCGACCCCGCCGACUGAUUCACGAGGCUACAGUAAAAAGUAUCUAAGUUCAAACUUGGAUGUUUUUCCUUCCUUGGGUGGAUCACACGGGUCCCUGCAGCCGUCGUCCGUGUCGAAGAUGAGGGUGAAAUUUCCUGUGAUGUUCCGGCUGCUCGUGCUGCUGCCCAGCGCGUUAUUAACGGAACCGGUUCGCUCCAAUGAAGUGGUUCUGUUGGACACCACAGCUGUUCUGGGGGAGCUCGGAUGGAGGACAUAUCCAGUGAACGGCUGGGAUGCCAUCACUGAGAUGGAUGAGCAGAACCGGCCGAUCCACACCUUCCAGGUGUGCCAGGUGAUGGAGCCGAACCAGAACAACUGGCUGGUGUCCAGCUGGGUCUGGCGGGGCGCGGCGCAGCGCGUCUUUGUGGAGCUGCGCUUCACGCUGCGCGACUGCAACUCCAUCCCCUGGGUGGCGGGAGCCUGCAAGGAGACCUUCAACCUGCUGUACCGAGAGUCGGACACCCCACCAAACCACACUGACCAGCGCCUGCACCCCGCCGACUACGCCAAGGUGGACACCAUUGCGGCCGAUGAGAGCUUCACACAGACGGACCUGGGUGAUCGGGUGCUGCGGCUCAACAUAGAGGUGCGUGAGGUGGGGCCCCUCUCGCGUCGUGGGUUCCAGCUGGCCUUCCAGGACGUGGGCGCCUGCAUCGCGCUGCUGUCCGUGCGCGUCUUCUACAAGAAGUGCCCGUCCACGCGGCGGAACCUGGCGCUUUUCCCGGACACUGUUCCGCAGGUGGCGGCGUCCUCGUCGCUGGUGGAGGUGCCGGGCAGGUGUGUGGCGCACGCUGAAGAGGAGCGGGACGCGCCCAGGCUCUACUGCGGCGCUGACGGGGACUGGCUGGUGCCUCUCGGCCGUUGUGUGUGCAGCAUCGGCUACGAGGAGGACCACGGACUCUGCACGGCCUGCAGUCCUGGUUCCUAUAAGUCGUUUGUGGGGAACAUCAGGUGCUCCAAGUGUCCCACCAACAGCCAAAGUGGCCCUGCCUCCCCCGUGUGCACCUGUGAGAAGGGAUUCUACAGGACACACAGCGAUGCCCCCAGCACUGCCUGCACACGACCGCCCUCUGCCCCGCGAAACCUCCUCUUCAGCAUGAACGACUCGUCCCUGUUCCUGGAGUGGGCGCCCCCUCUGGACAGUGGUGGUCGCCGUGACCUGACCUAUGUGGUGCGGUGCUGGCGCUGUGGAGCAGCAGGGUCAUGUGACCCUUGCGGGGACGCCGUGCAGGGCCUGAGCUCCACCCGCGUCGCUGUGCAGGACUUCCUGUCCCACGGCAACUACAUCUUCCAGGUGGAGGCGCUCAAUGGCGUCUCAGCGCUGGCCAAUCGCAGACCAGCAGCGAGCAACAUCAGCAUCAGCACAGAACACGCCAAGCCAUCUCUGGUGGGAGCCAUCAGGAGAGAGUGGGCCUCUCACACCUCUAUCGCCCUCUCCUGGCAUGAGGUGGAACAGCCCCCAGCCCCCAUCCUGGACUAUGAGAUUAAAUACUAUGAAAAGGAGCGGGAGCAUCAGAGUUACUCUUCCCUUCGUUCUCAGGCGGCGCGUGUCAUCGUGUCGGGCCUGAAGCCGUCCACUCUCUACGUGUUCCACGUCCGCGCUCGCUCCGCCGGUGGACUCAGCAGCUUCAGUCUCAAGGCCGAGUUCUCCACCGCCGCCCAGAGUGCAGAGGUGGUGGGCACGCGGGGCUCAGUGCUGGUCAUGGCGCUGGCUGCAGUGGGCGGCUUCUCCCUGUUGGUCAUCCUCACCCUCUUCCUGCUCAUCACUGGACGCUGUCAGUGGUGGAUCAAAUCAAAGAUGAAGUCAAACGAGCCGAGGAGGACACAUUACCAUAAUGGACAUGUGGUUCCGUUUGCGGGGGUAAAGACAUAUGUGGACCCGGACACAUAUGAGGACCCCACACAGGCUGUGCACGACUUCACCAAGGAGAUCGACCCGGCCCGCAUUCGGAUCGAGAGGGUCAUCGGGGCAGGGGAGUUUGGUGAGGUGUGCAGCGGUCGGUUGCGGUCCCUGGGCAGGAAGGAGACUGCAGUGGCUAUUAAGACGCUGAAGGGCGGCUACACGGAGCGGCAGAGGCGGGACUUCCUGCACGAGGCCAGCACCAUGGGCCAGUUUGAGCACCCCAACAUCAUCCACCUGGAGGGUGUAGUCACCAAGAGCCGGCCUGUGAUGAUAAUUGUGGAGUACAUGCAGAACGGAUCCCUGGACACUUUCCUCAAGAAUCAUGAGGGCCAGUUCACGGUGGUCCAGCUGGUGGUGAUGCUGCGGGGCAUCGCCGCGGGGAUGGCCUACCUGUCCGAGAUGGGCUACGUGCAUCGCGACUUGGCUGCCCGGAACAUCCUGGUGGACAAGGGUCUCGUGUGUAAGGUGUCAGACUUUGGGUUGUCACGCAUGCUGGAGGACGACCCCGAGGGUUCUUACACCUCUAUAGGGGAGAAGAUCCCAAUCCGCUGGACGGCGCCUGAGGCUAUCUCCUACAGGAAGUUUUCCUCGGCCAGUGACGCCUGGAGUUAUGGCAUCGUCAUGUGGGAAGUGAUGUCUUACGGGGAACGCCCCUACUGGGAGAUGUCCAAUCAGGACGUGAUCCUGUCCAUAGAGGAGGGCUACCGGCUGCCGGCCCCACUGCGCUGUCCAGUGGCGCUGCACCAGCUCAUGCUGCACUGCUGGCAGAGUGACCGCAACCUCCGACCGCACUUCUGCGACAUGCUCAGCUUCCUGGACAAACUCAUACGCAAUCCCAGCAGCCUACUCACACUGGUGGAGGAUAUGAAUGGGUUAGCCGAGUCCCCUGGGUCCCCAGACUACCCCUUCUUUAUCUCCAUCGGUGAUUGGCUGGACUCCAUCAAGAUGAGCCAAUACAAGAGCAACUUCAUCGCUGCGGGUUACACAACUCUAGACUCAGUGGCCACCAUGUGCAUAGAGGACGUCAGGAGGAUCGGCGUUACCCUGAUCGGCCACCAGAGGAGGAUAGUGAGCAGCAUCCAGCCUCUACGGUUACAGCUCCUCCAAGCGCAGCACAAUAACUUCCACAUAUGAGAGGGAACACACGCACACACACACACACACACACACACACACACACACACAAAAUAAAACAAAAAGACGGGUGUUUUUAUAUAUAUAUCUUUCUGUUUCUCUCUUUCACUCUCUCCCAUGUCUCUCUUUCUUUCUUCUCUCUGUGCUGUUAAAACUGCCACAAAUCACACAUACAGAAAAACAUUCCUGAUGAUCAGCAUGUGAACUCAACGGACUGGAGUUCAGACACUGCAGAGGUCAUCUCUCCUCACUGGCCACUAGAGGUCACUAGAGAUACCGCAGAGGUCGUCGCUCCUCAUUGGCCACCAGAGGCACUACAUUUAUAGAUUGGACACUAGACGAGCUACAGUGAUCUCGCACAUUGGAUCUAUUUAAUGUACUUGAUGUACUUGUGUGUCUCUGUGCGUGUGUGCGUGCGUGCGUGCGUGUGUGUGUGUGUUUGACCUAUUGUUUACUUUGUAACAACCCUACCCUUAACGACACACCUCAGAUGGGACUCUCAGGAUGUCACUGCAUUGAAGGCCUAGCUACUGCAGGAACUCUUAAAGCCAUGAUGUCAGUCUGUGCAUAGCAACUCUUCUCUCUGUUUCUUGCUCUCUCUCUCUCUUUCACACACACACACACGCACACACACACACACACAGAAUGUCUCUGCAAUUAAGGCUUGGCUACAGAAACUGCAGGAACUCUUAACGCCAUGAUGUCCGUCCACACAAAGCUACUCACCCUCACACACAACCACACAUGCACACACACUCAUGCACACCCACACCCAUACAUGAAUGCACAAACAGAGUAAACACACACAUAGCUUGCACACGCAGACACAUGCAAAUGCAAGCAACCUUAUGCAUACACUCACACUAAUAUGUAAAAUAACCCAACCGUCUAGAUAUGGGUAUAUGCAGUCUUGUCAUAAAUUACUUUUCUAAUACCAAUCAGAUGUGGUCUGCUCUGCCCCCCCCCUCUCUCUCUCUCUCUCCUCUCUCUCUCUGUCUUUAAGCUUAUCCAUACCUCUUAGCUGCAUCAGGGCAGCCUUUUUGGACAGUGAGAGCACUCAGUAUAUUUCACAGCGUGUGUUGUUUUUACCAGGACAAAGCCUUCACAACCAGUGCAGUGUUUAGCAGGAAAAUCAGGUCGGCACUCAUGUACAAUGGUAUCUUGUUUUUCUAUGAUUUUAAUGGGAGUCUGUAAUGGUCGCGUAGACCAAAUGAUUGCUUACUAAAUAAAAGCCGUGGUUGUGGAGUACA